Molecule: messenger RNA, 1093 nt
Organism: Salvia splendens (bonfire salvia)
Lineage: Eukaryota; Viridiplantae; Streptophyta; Magnoliopsida; Lamiales; Lamiaceae
Exons: 3
Coding region: 84-863 (259 amino acids)
Cellular component (GO): mitochondrial matrix
Source: RefSeq, a predicted model, not a curated record
CUUAAACCCUAAAACCCUCGAUAAAGAGCUCCUUCCGUCACUCCACCAAGCCACCCCCCUCUCUCUUUCUCUCUCUACGAAAAAUGGCCCUAAACAACGUUAUCCGCAGAGCAGCUUCGCGAGUCGUACCUCUGGCAAUCAGGGCUUCCGCCGCAAGUCAGAGGUACCUUCACCACCACCACGGCGCAGCCUGCCCCUGUUGUGCCGCCGUCACCCAACCCUCACUCAAUUUCUUCCCUAGGGUAUUUCCUUCGGUAGCCCAUCACUACUCUACCAAGCCUAAAUCGGAUGAGUCGCUCGUCCGGGUUAUCAAAUCCGAGAUUCAAUGUGCUAUUGACACCCAGGAAGAAGACGAGGUGGAGGUUCCUGAAGGCUUCCCCUUUAAAAUUGAAGACCACCCUGGACAGCAGACUAUAACACUGCUCCGUGACUACAACGGAGAAAGCAUUUCUGUCGAAGUCCACAUGCCUGACAUCAGUGGGGAGGAGGAUGAGAAUGAGAAAGACGAUGACGGUGAUGCUCAAGAUGAUGAGCAGGGAAGCCAAUCUUGUAUCCCAUUGGUUGUUAGAGUCUCCAAGCAAAAUGGGCCGAGCCUAGAGUUUACUUGCACUGCUUAUGCUGAUGAGAUUGCCAUUGAUAGCCUGAGCAUCAAGGAUCCCAACACCUCUGAGGAGCAAGUAGCCUAUGAAGGACCUGAUUUUGGGGAUUUGGAUGAGAAUCUGCAGAAAUCCUUCCACAAGUUUCUUGAAAUCAGAGGAAUCAAGCCGAGCACGACAAAUUUCUUGCACGAGUACAUGAUUAACAAGGACAGCAGGGAGUACGUCGCGUGGCUGGAGAAUCUUCAGAAGUUUGUUGAGGCUUAAGCUUUGGAGAUUAGAUAAGCAGUGUGGCUGGGGAUUCAAGAUCACUCCAUGAAUUUUCUACUUUCAUCUGAUUUGGCCCUAUUAAUUUUGCUUGGUACUUAAGCCUAUAAACUUAUUAUGAUUUGCCAGAACUACAUAUGGGAUUUGUGUUUUUUUAUGAAGUGAUAUUUGCUGAAUAAUUGCAUUUGGCAUAUUACCCUGAAUGGAAAUUGCUGGUUCAAUUUUAGUAA